AUGUUCAGAUCGGUGUCAAAGACAAUAAGACUCAUUAGUUGGGUUAAUGCUACCAGGUUAUAUUCGGUAGCGAAUGCAUCUACUACUACCACUAUUACUACUACAAGUUCCUCACCAUUGUCAACAUUAAAGUUAUCAUCGAAUGGUUCUAGAGAUUUGUACGCUAUAUUCAGAUUGCACAAUUUGCCAUACUUAGUUACUAAAGGGGAUAAAGUUUAUUUACCAUACAAACUAAAAAAUGCAUCAGUUGGUGAUGUGUUAAAUUUAAAUGAUGUCGUGACUUUGGGAUCUCCACAAUAUACAUUGAAUAUGAAGGAAGGUAUAUCUCCAGAAUUAUUUGAUUUGAAGGCCAGUGUUGUUGAAAUCACUAAGGAACCAAGAUAUCAAGUUACUAGAAAGAAACAAAGAUGCAGAACAACUAAAACGACUCAAGUGGAACCAUUUCAAACUGUUUUAAUGAUCAAUGAAUUGAAAUUGAAAUAA
Molecule: messenger RNA, 483 nt
Organism: Candida albicans SC5314
Lineage: Eukaryota; Fungi; Ascomycota; Pichiomycetes; Serinales; Debaryomycetaceae
Product: mitochondrial 54S ribosomal protein bL21m
Exons: 1
Coding region: 1-483 (160 amino acids)
Cellular component (GO): mitochondrial large ribosomal subunit; ribosome
Molecular function (GO): structural constituent of ribosome
Source: RefSeq, a predicted model, not a curated record